This is a messenger RNA of Platichthys flesus (European flounder), 2100 nucleotides long. RefSeq names its product C1GALT1-specific chaperone 1 (gene c1galt1c1). Lineage: Eukaryota; Metazoa; Chordata; Actinopteri; Pleuronectiformes; Pleuronectidae. The transcript has 2 exons. Bases 476 to 1507 code for a protein of 343 amino acids. Gene Ontology annotation, molecular function: N-acetylgalactosaminide beta-1,3-galactosyltransferase activity. The record is from RefSeq and is a predicted model, not a curated record.
UGAGUAGAACCAGAAGAAGAAGAAGAACAAGAAGAAGAACAAGAACAAGAACUAGAAGAACUAGUUGUGGGAGUCCUGCUCCGCUGAGCUGAUCAUUAACAGUGGAGCUUGGGGUCAGAGCAGCCGCAGGAUAGAUCUAACACAACCAGCCAAGGUAAUACUUCUCCUUUCUCCUACUCGUUCUGCCCCAGGUGGAAGCUCCUAGUCGACAGUAAGCGCAGGAAGCCAUCGGUUAGCCACACGUACAGAGACUUCAUCCACAGCCCUCAGUGCCGGAGGAGUUCCUCAGCCUCCGGGACCGCUGCUCAGACUCGGGACGUCGCCCCGAGGAAACACGGACUUGUGUUCGGCGACGUGUCAUCGAAACCGUCCACGUUAGAUGUGGAUGUGAGCAUUUCUACUCACUCGCACAGUCGCAGCUACACACAGUGAAGACAGGCUGUGGGACGAGGUGGAGAUUAUCAUCUCCGGCUUGAUGACAGCAGCCGGAUGUAUAAACCUCCAACCUGUUCGAGCCCAAGACCACCUUAAUUCCAAACUGUCUGCUGCCAAAAUGGUGUCUGAAGGAAGCUCCUUCGUGAAAGGGAUGUCCAUGGGAGGCCUCUUCUGCUUGGUGGUAUCGCUCCUGAGCAGUUUCAGCCCCAGUCCGAAGACCAGCACAGAGGAGCACCACCACCAUCACGUCAAGGCCCCGAGUAAAGACGAGUUGAAAGAGCUCUCUGACGCUCAGAUGCAGGAGUUAAGCAAACAAGUCCAGGUUUAUUGCGUCGUCAUGGUCCAGCCAAAGUUGAUUGUUUAUUGGGCGGCAGCGCUAGACACCUGGAGCAAACACUGUGAUAAGUCUGUGUUUUACACAUCAGAGGAAUCUAAGGCACUGGAGGCAGUAGACCUGAAUGAAAAAGAUGAAUGGGCAAGGUUACGUAAAGCUCUGAAGCAUGCUUAUGAGAACGCUGGAGACCUGCGCUGGUUCUUUUUGGCGAAACCCACCACAUUUGCCAUCAUCGAGAACCUGAAAUACCUGGUGCUCACUAAGGAUCCCAGCGAACCCUUCUACCUGGGCAACGUUAUGAAGUCAGGCGAGUUGGAGUAUGUGGACUAUGAGAGUGGCAUUGUUCUCAGCUACGAAGCUCUGAAAAGGCUGGUGCAUGUGUUUCAGGACAAAGAGAAAUGUCCCGAGAGAGGAAAUGCCCUGUGGAAGAUGAAUGAUGACAAGCAGCUGGCAGAGUGUCUCAAAUACACCGGUGUGUUUGCAGAGAAUGGAGAAGACACGCAUGGGAAGGGCCUGUUUAACAGCAAGAGCGUCCACACCCUGAUAUCAGACAGCAUGAAGGCGAACCCCAAUAACGUGUUGGAGGGCUGUUGCUCGGACAUGGCAGUCACAUUUACUGGGAUGUCACCAGGACAGAUGCAGGUUAUGAUGUUCGGAGUUUACAGACUCCGUCCUUACGGCCACGAUUUCCAUGACGUGUUAGCCUUUUACCCUCCUGAAGGCUCAAACAAUGACUAGAGACUCAUUCCUUGAAACUGGAUAUGGAUUUUGUUGUUUUUUGUCAUCUAUAAUGGCAAAGCUAGGUUUGGGGAGAUAGUUUUCUUAUGCUGUUGGUAAAACUUGAUUGAGUUGGAACAACUCCUUUAUGUAUAUUUGUACAUUUUGCACUUGGCACAAUCAGCACCCCAUUUCUUUAUGGUGUAGGUGAACAGGCGAUGGGUGUGUCGUCCUUUUGAAUGAAGAUUAAAACUGGGAAAUAGAUCAAAACCUUAUCUGGAGGUUUUAGGUAUUGUCAUUUGUUAUGUAUAUAAAAUGUUUGUCUUUUUGUUGUCUUAAAGCUGCAUUAGUUGUUAAAUAACACUGUUUUGAAACUACUUAAUUUUUGUAAGUGCUUUGCUCUUUGUUAUGAAUUACUAUCUGUGAGAUUACAAACUAAACCGUUUUUAAGAUUUUAGUGAAAUACCAGUCAACAUUAUAUCAAACAUGCCAGAGCCUUGCCCAAGUUUCAUUUUCUUACCAUAGUAUGCUGGGGUUGCAUCCGGAUAUGAAGAACCACAGCUAAAUGGUACUUUUUCGUAAAAUAAAUAAAAUCAAUAUAUGGAGUAUCUUUA